UUUUGUUUGAUUAAUUAUGCGACAAACAAUGGAGGCCUGGAGUUUGGUCUAUACCUAGCCAGGAUCAAUAUCUGACGCUCUGAACCGGAGCCUCGUUCUAUCUGAUGCUGGUCGCGUUCAGUUCGGGUGCGCCAGGGAGGUAGAGUGCGGCCCAACGCUGUUGUAUAAUUAAUGUGGAUAGAACAUGUCGCAUUGUGACAGUUAUUGAUAAUAGAACGAGAGCAUUCGUGGCUUAGUUGUUUCCAGUUCAAGCUAGUAAAGUGAACACAAAGAUUUAUUCUAGUACCAUCGUCACUUUAUCGAAAUGGCACAGAGAGAGCAAAUCAAACUUUCAGACGAACAAGUUGCAGAGUUCCGAGAGGCCUUCAACCUUUUUGACAAAGAUGGUGACGGAAGUAUAACAACAAUGGAGUUGGGAACGGUCAUGCGCAGUCUGGGCCAGAAUCCCACAGAGGGCGAACUGCAGGACAUGAUCAACGAAGUAGACUAUGAUGAAAGUGGUACGAUCGAUUUCGACGAGUUUCUUCAAAUGAUGGCGCGGAAAAUGCGAGAUACUGACACGACAGAGGAACUGAAGGAAGCCUUCAAGGUGUUCGACAAGGACGGCAAUGGGUUCAUCAGCGCUUCCGAGCUACGUCACGUGAUGAAAAGUCUCGGGGAACGUCUCACAGACGAGGAAGUGGACGAGAUGAUCAAAGAGGCGGAUCUAGACGGGGACGGACAGGUCAACUACGAAGAGUUUGUCAAAAUGAUGGCGUCUGGUAAAAAGGACGGCUAGAAUAGAAGAACCCCUUUGCUACCAAAAAAAAAGAAAAAGCCUAUUUGUAUGAGUGUCGAUAGAAGAGACUUUAUCAUUAGACUAACGAAGUUUUAGAUCAUGGAUGAAAAUGGAGGGAGACUGAGAGAACAUCACAUACCGGUACACCGCAUCUUGUUGUGAUCAAAUUUACGGUCGAAUCAAUAACUGCGCGAGUGAAUGCAAUUUAGGUUUCAUAUUUAGUAUGUGUAUUUUUUUUUUUAAUUAUAAAUGAAAUAUCAACAAACCAUACUGCUCAAUACACUGCUGGUAUCGCAAAACAUUGAUCGUAAAAGUGUUUUUCUUUUCACUUUCUAGUGUGAACAUGUUUUUGGGGAUUUUUUUUUAUCUACGUGUCAUAGUCUGUAUGAAUUUGAGACCCUUUACGUUAAAUGUAUUGUAUAUAAUUAUUCUUUCCACCACCCAAGCAUCAAUGCAUCAAUGGUAACACGAGAGUACAAUCAUCAAUUAUUCAAAGACUGGAGAAAAACAAUGAUAAAAGCAUUUAACAUUUUUCAUCACUAAGCCUUUUUGCCGCAAUAACUCAAUGACUCAGUCCCAGUGUGCUUCGUUUGUUUUCAGUUUUCGUCGAUACAGUUUGUUUUAGCAUUGUUCUAUAGACAAUAUUUUGCCUUUUAAAAUCCUUUUUAACUGUAUAUAGGAGGUAAUUUUAAAUUCUCGUGUAGCGCAUGCUAUUUCCAUAGAGAAAGAAACUACUCAAUAAGCUCUGAUAAUGAUGAUAAAUGUUAAUUAUUAGUCAGAUGUACAAUUUAUGUAUUUUCAAAGAAAAUUGUAGAACACUGUAGUUGUAUUGAAUUAUUAGACUUGAUAGUGCAAUGUUUUUAUUGAAAAAAAAAAUGAAAAAAAUCAUUAUCCAAUUUAUACAAUCAAUGUUUAUCCUAUAAGCUGUAGUGUUUUUGAUUGUUCAAACUUUUUAUCCAAAUAAAACAAAUCAAAUGAA
Messenger RNA from Magallana angulata, 1757 nucleotides. Its product is annotated as calmodulin-A-like. The transcript has 5 exons. Lineage: Eukaryota; Metazoa; Mollusca; Bivalvia; Ostreida; Ostreidae. The record is from RefSeq and is a predicted model, not a curated record. Gene Ontology annotation, molecular function: calcium ion binding; enzyme regulator activity. The coding region runs from base 305 to 778 and encodes 157 amino acids.